UCUCCGCAGCUCGGCGGCUGCUCGGAGCCGAGCUGGGCCGAGGCGCUUGCGGCGCGGCUUCCCGAGCGCUGGGAAGGGGCCCCGAGCCGGGCCCAGACGACGACGGCGGGCGGCAGCGAGGGGUCCUGGCGGCGCCAUGGGGAAGCGGGACAACCGGGUGGCUUAUAUGAAUCCCAUAGCUAUGGCCAGAGCACGAGGUCCUGCCCCAAAUUCAGGACCAACAAUACAAGACUACUUGAACAGGCCAAGACCAACAUGGGAAGAAGUGAAAGAGCAACUAGAAAAGAAAAAGAAAGGAUCUAGGGCUUUGGCUGAGUUUGAAGAAAAGAUGAAUGAGAAUUGGAGGAAAGAACUGGAAAAACACAGGGAGAAAUUGCUGGGUGGAAAUGAGAGUUCCUCCAAAAAGAAAGAGAAAAAGAAAAAGGAAAAGAAGAAAUCUAAUAGGUUGUCUUCAUCUUCCUCUUCUUCAUCAAGUUCUGAUUCUUCCAGUAGUUCAUCUGAUUCAGAAGAUGAGGAUAAAAAGCAAGGGAAGAAGAAAAGGAAAAAGAAGUAUCGCUCCUCACGGAAGUCUUCAGCAAGCUCGACUUCUGAAUCUGAGUCAGACAGCAAGGACAGCACAAAAAAGAAAAGGUCAAAGGAAGAUUAUGAAAAAGAAAAGGAAGGCAAAACUCACCGCAGGAAAAGGAAGAAAGCCGAUCGUGGUGAUGGACCCUUAUCAUCAGAAUCUUUAUCAGAAUCAGAUCAGACAGAGGAGGUGCAAGUGAAAAAAAAGAAAAACAAUGAGGAUAAAGAUAAAACAGAUAAAACAAGAAAGAGAAAGAAGCACAAGAAACAUGGUAAGAAGAAGAAAAAGAAGAUUGCUGGUUCAAAUUCAGAUUCAGAAUAAUAUUUAAAAAAAACAAGACUAUCAACAGAAGUGCAAUGACGAAAGGAAACUUAAACUGUGAAAUGACAGCAAACUUUACCAAACUGCAUGAGUUUUCCUGUGUUUUAGAAAUACUCCCAAUCUUUCAGUAGCCAGCCAGGUGCAGCUGUGCUGGGAAAGACCAUUGUUAUUGCCUGCUGCUUAACACAUGAGGUACAACUUUUAUAAAAUUCCAGUAAGCAGUGUUAGAUGUUUGAAACUAUGUGAGAUGGUAGUCCAGCUGAGGUGUAAAAUAUUGGAAAAGAAGAGUUAAACUUUUUAGAUAGUAAAAGUAGUCUUUCAACUCAUUAGUAAUAGUCUUUAUUUGUAAAUCAAGACAAAUAAAAUCCCAAGUUCAUCCUGCAGGUAACUAUCAUACAUAAACUGUCAGAAGCUGGUGUCUGCUAUGGCAUUUACAAAAUGGGAAAUGAAUUAUAACAUUUAAAAUGCUACCUUUGUAGAAAUGUUUAUCUGCCCCAUUACUGUCUUCAUGCUUACAAGAAAGGGAAUGCUACCAUUUUGGCUAACUGAUUAGGGUGCCUUUGAUCCUUGCAAAUCUCUGCUAUUUUUAAUCCAUGCUGCAUCUCUGAUUCUAGGGAAGCCAGAACUGUUGUUGGCAGACUUCCUCUGAAUAAGUAAUUCUGGGCUUCUAAGCAUGUGCUUCUGCAUUAAGCAAGAGCAGUGGCAUUUUGCAGUUAAACUGACAUUCAAAACCUGAAGAUUUUACCUCUGCUCCUUUGAAAUAGCGAUAUAUCUUUGCUAGUAAAUAUGCGUAUUUCGUUUAAUGUUAUUUUGGUUUAGUUGAACACAUCUGGCAAGCACUGGUAGCUUUCUUUGCAUUAUCUUUAGAAUUGUUUUGCAUGAUUUGUACCAUUUUUAAAUUAAUGAAAUGCCGGUAAUCGUUUGUUGUAACCAGUUCUAUGAAUUACGUUCCACAUACAGAAUUUCAUGUAUGUAUUUAGUUACAGUUAAGUUCAUUGCUGUGUUUAAGUGCACACUUGCUGAAGAUAUUUAGCAUGUAAAAAGCAGGGUUUUGAUACCUUAACAGCUUCAUAUUGAAGCUGAUUUUACUCUAAGCAAGUUCAGUGGCAGACCUGUUACGUGAUGUGUCUUGUUAGAUAAAACAAACUACUGCCAGAAUCUCAUUAAAGAUACUGUUUAAACAGUU
Molecule: messenger RNA, 2072 nt
Organism: Melopsittacus undulatus (budgerigar)
Lineage: Eukaryota; Metazoa; Chordata; Aves; Psittaciformes; Psittaculidae
Gene: FAM133B
Product: family with sequence similarity 133 member B
Exons: 11
Coding region: 137-886 (249 amino acids)
Source: RefSeq, a predicted model, not a curated record